Messenger RNA from Phycomyces blakesleeanus NRRL 1555(-), 918 nucleotides. RefSeq lists its product as hypothetical. The coding region runs from base 1 to 918 and encodes 305 amino acids. The record is from RefSeq and is a predicted model, not a curated record. Lineage: Eukaryota; Fungi; Mucoromycota; Mucoromycetes; Mucorales; Phycomycetaceae. The transcript has 16 exons.
AUGACUACUAUUUUUACUGCCCAGGCCAAACAGCAAGGAUCAAAACUCAAAUUUGGGCUACAGUUCAAAUAUCAAGGAUCUGAUCUCAAAUCAAGGUUACUGGUACAUACUUUUUUCUCUGUCUUUACUUGCUUUCUUUCGUAUUGGCCUAAUGUUUCUACCAUCCGGCUACACAACGAAGAAUUUGUUUUCCUUCCAGUGCAACAGUCCAAGCCAGCCAUCAUGAAUCAAAUAUCCGUCCAUGUCCUUGCAGUCAAUGGUAACGAGCAGGGACCCAUCAAAUUCAACGCUCAUGGAUCCGGUUUCCAUAAAGCCGAAGAACUAGGACUUGAUAUUCAUCCAGACUUGCAGAUAUAUAUUUUUCUUUGGGCCAUUGUUUAUUGGCUUUUUUAUCUGUCUAUUGUUUUUACUGUCAAGGAAAACCAUCAAGGAUCCGAUCUCCAUCCAUGUUUUCACCGCCCAAAUCGAAGAACAAAGAUUUCAUCUGCAUCCACGGUUACAGUCUACUCGCAGGAAAGGCCAACAAUCAAGAUGCCACUCUCCUUCUUGGAUUUCGGUAGUCUUUUCACAAUCGAGGCCAUCACCCAAGAUUUCAUAGUCCAUGCAGGUUUACAGUCAAGACUACUAAUUGAGAUUCCGCUGCUCAUCUGGGUCCACGCCGAUUAUCAAUAUUCUGCUAUUCGUCGAGGCCACACCAAAGAUCAAGAUUUUAGUCUCCACCCAGGUUCACAGACAUUCAAGCCAAGGGAUAAACUUUCUAAUCUCAACAAUGAGCCGCAGUGUUUUAAAUCCGACUCCAACGAUCAAGCUUCAAAUUUCCAUUCGUUGAUCAAGUUUUCCGUCUUUAUCAUGUUUCCACUCAACAUUCUUGGAGUCAUGGUCAACGAUCAAGAUCCUGCCAUUAAUCCAACGCCUUAA